Messenger RNA from Nanorana parkeri, 2889 nucleotides. It is a transcript of the gene HLCS, whose product is annotated as holocarboxylase synthetase. NCBI's taxonomy places the organism in Eukaryota, Metazoa, Chordata, Amphibia, Anura, Dicroglossidae. The record is from RefSeq and is a predicted model, not a curated record. The transcript is spliced from 12 exons. Gene Ontology annotation, biological process: protein modification process. Gene Ontology annotation, cellular component: cytoplasm. Gene Ontology annotation, molecular function: biotin--[biotin carboxyl-carrier protein] ligase activity. The coding region runs from base 205 to 2841 and encodes 878 amino acids.
AUUGGUUGGCCGGACUCAGCAGGCUAGUGUGCGGCAGCUUGUAGUGUUUGAUGUCACCGUGCAGGCUCCACAGGAGUGGAUAGCAGGAUUGAUGUGGAUAGAAGGAACGCUUAACCUCUGGGCUCCGGCAUCCGUCACCCGUAUGGCAUCUGACCUGAGGGCACUGACACGCCCUCCCCUCCAUCAUCCAGACCAUUCAACGUCAUGCUCAUUACCCUCUGCUACGUAUACUUGUGGCUGCGCUACCGUUCCUCCCACGCAUUGCUGAUCCGGAGCUGCGUGCGCCAGUUCCAUAGGACCAGUUCCUUCACGUUUUGCACCCAUCCUCAGGAAACCGGGAAAAAGAACCAUAGCGGAGCACAGGGACCCGGCGAGGAUAAGUUCUACCUGCAUUUGGGCAACAAAGCCUUUCUCAUUGACAGUGCCCAGUGCUUUGAAGAUUUGAAUAAGUGGAAGCUGUUACUUGGAUCUCCCAGCGAUAGAGAUCUAGAGGCCAGGCAAAUCACCUUUAUUACUGAGAGUGUCUCAUUACCCAGCGAGACCUUAUCAGCUGCAUCACACUCUAACAAAAAGGUUCGGAAUCUGUCUGAGUAUUGCCUCCCUUUGGCUCUGUGUCAUGAAGACUCUUCGAGGUUACUGGCAGAAGCCAGCGUAGACAACUUCAGCGAGCUUGGCAUAGCGUUCAUGGAAGAUCGCUUGCAGAUGGACAAUGGCUUACUGCCGCAGAAGAUUACUUCUGUGCACCUAAGAGAGACGGCUACAACUGAAGAAGAAGCUUCAGAUAACCGUCAUUUAUAUCUGGCUCAGAGGAAGGCUGCCCUUGGGCUGAAUCUUACCUUUGAUAGGACGGUUGGAAAGGACAUGGGGGUGGCUGAAAGCACGGAAAUGCAGAACCCUGACGAUAUCAGUGAACACCCCAAUGUAAAUAGGAGAACAGGCCGGGGACAGAAUGAGGAAGCUAGUGGUGAACAUCUUCAUCUUCACCUGUCCAGCUGCCACGAGUGCCUUGAACUAGAGAACUGCACAAUAGAGUCGGUCAAAUUUGCCUCUGCAGAAGACAUUCCGGACCUUCCUGAUGAUUACACCAGCUGGGAGGACUAUCCCGAUGGGGGUCAUCCCAAAGAGACCUCAAAUCUUAAUGUCAGUGGGAAGCCACCUAAUGUUCUCAUCUAUGGUGACCCCUCACUUCCGGAACAGUUUGAACAAGUCAAAUCAGUGCUCCUCCAAUGCUUUGAUGCCUGUCGGUAUGUUGUGUACCCUCUCCCUGAGGAACAGGCUCUCACAGCCCCAUGGGGGGACAACUGCUUGCUGUUGGUUCUAACGGGUGAGGAACCCAUACCUUCCAAUCUUCACAAACUCUUUACUUCCUACCUGGAGAAAGGUGGGAAGAUUCUGGGCUUGGCAUCCUCAUUUACGUUUGGCAAUGUAGUCCUGAAAAAGAAAUCUGAACUUCUGGGAUCAGUUCAAGACCUGGUUUUUGAUGGACCCGAUGGGACGCAACUUCGCCUCAAUGUCAUGGCCAGUGGGUUUGUGUAUGAGGAGGGCUUGGGAGAGUCAUGUGAUCAAGUGGAUGGAUGGGGGCGCUUAAACAAUGACAGCCAGGACCUGAUGAUGGUUCGUCAAGUGUAUGGAGACAACAGUGGAGAAGCUGUCCUUUGCCAGGUCAGGCUGGAAUUGGCUCCCGAGUCCUUAAUGGAACAUGAUAAGGGGACCUUUGACUCUUUAAAGCUCAGUAACCCCCAGAGGCAUGAGGUACUGACACAGAUCCUCAUCAGUCUUGGCUUGGAGUGUGAGGUCAUCUCCUCCCCGUCUCUCACACCUGUCUACCUGCUAAGUGCACAGCAGGAUAAAUACCCUGAUGUUCUCCAGUGGAUUAAAUCAAGGGCAAAGAAUGGGUUGAUCCAAUCCAGCAAGAUGUCUCUGAAGGUGUUCGAGUCCCCCCAGUUUGACAUUGAUGUCACCCCUUCCCUGGCACCCCUGAUCACAGGAGAGGAAGACUUCGUCUGUGAGGACUUCAGCCUGGAGAAGUACAGAGAGAACCUCCGUACCGAAACACUUGGGAAGGUGCUGAUGUUUUCUGAAGUCACCACCAGCACGUUUAACCUUCUGGAUGGGCUGAUGGUUCACCAACCAGAGGAAAUGGGGUUAAUCGCUAUCGCGGCCCGGCAGACUCAAGGCAAAGGUCGCGGUGGAAACGUCUGGCUUAGCCCCAAAGGCUGUGCUAUGAUGACGCUCCUUGUGUCCAUCCCUGUGUCAUCACCUCUGGGACAGAGAAUUGCCUUCAUACAACACCUAAUGGCUUUGGCCGUGGUGGAGGCUGUGCGGUCUAUGCCUGGAUGCGAGGAUAUUGAAUUAAAAGUGAAAUGGCCAAACGAUAUUUACUACAGUAACGUGAUGAAGCUAGGAGGAGUCCUGGUCAACUCGACACUCAUGGGAAACACCUUUCAUAUCCUCAUUGGCUGUGGGUUCAACGUCAGCAACAGCAACCCGACAAUCUGUAUCAACGAUCUCAUCUCAGAACACAACAAGCGCUAUAAAACAAGUAUUGAACCUCUCAGGGUGGAUACACUGAUAGCUCGGUCUGUGACUGCUCUGGAGGCCCUCAUUAAUACAUUUCAAUUGAUUGGACCAAGUGGCAUCCUGCCUAUGUACUACAAAUACUGGGUACACAGUGGGCAGCAGGUUCGGCUCGGUGGUGAAGACGGCCCGUUAGCUUGGAUCGUUGGCUUAGACGACUCUGGUUUUCUCCAGGUCCUUCAAGAAGGAAAAGACGUCAUCACUGUCCACCCUGAUGGAAACUCUUUCGACAUGAUAAGGAACUUGAUUGUACCGAAACGCUAACAAUCCGGACUUCUUAUGGAAUCUAAAUUUCUUCGAUAUAGUCAUUCC